Molecule: messenger RNA, 576 nt
Organism: Daucus carota subsp. sativus
Lineage: Eukaryota; Viridiplantae; Streptophyta; Magnoliopsida; Apiales; Apiaceae
Product: small ribosomal subunit protein eS21y
Exons: 4
Coding region: 175-420 (81 amino acids)
Biological process (GO): translation; endonucleolytic cleavage to generate mature 3'-end of SSU-rRNA from (SSU-rRNA, 5.8S rRNA, LSU-rRNA); endonucleolytic cleavage in ITS1 to separate SSU-rRNA from 5.8S rRNA and LSU-rRNA from tricistronic rRNA transcript (SSU-rRNA, 5.8S rRNA, LSU-rRNA)
Cellular component (GO): cytosolic small ribosomal subunit; ribosome
Molecular function (GO): structural constituent of ribosome
Source: RefSeq, a predicted model, not a curated record
CGACAUUAAACCGGGCCUCAUAUCCAGCAAAUCCAGGCCGUCCAUCGCAUAAAUAGAAAACUAGGGUUUUGCACUAUAUCUAACUCUCUCUUCCAUUCUUCCCCAAUCUCCAGCUGCACUAACUCUCUCUUCUUCAUCAUCAGUCGCCGAAGUUAAAUUUAAAGAGCAGUCAAGAUGAUGAACGAUGAGGGUCAAAACAUGGAUCUCUAUAUCCCCAGAAAAUGUUCUGCCACCAACCGUUUGAUCACUUCGAAGGAUCAUGCUUCGGUUCAGAUCAAUGUGGGUCAUUUGGAUGACAGGGGUAUUUACACCGGCGGUUUCACCACUUUUGCGCUUUGCGGUUUCGUCCGUGCUCAGGGAGAUGCUGAUAGUGCAGUGGAUCGCCUAUGGCAGAAGAAGAAAGCUGAGCUAAAACAAUAGAAAAAUAUUGUUAUCGUUUUUUAUUUGUUAGAACUAUAAUUUGUCUGAAGCAAAAAGAUAUUGCUAUGCAAACUACUUUCUCUUCAUUAAUAGUUUGAGCUUGAAUCUAUGGGUUUCUAGUUUCCCCGUAAUAUCAUUCGGAUGUGUUUUGUUUGA